AUGAACUUCACCGUCGCGCAGAAGCCUGAGGGAUUACAGCAGAAGGCUGAGGGAUUACAGAAGGCUGAGGGAUUACAGAAGCCUGAGGGAUUACAGCAGAAGGCUGAGGGAUUACAGCAGAAGCCUGAUGGAUUACAGAAGGCUGAGGGAUUACAGCAGAAGCCUGAGGGAUUACAGCAGAAGGCUGAGGGAUUACAUCAGAAGACUGAGGGAUUACAGCAGAAGCCUGAGGGAUUACAGCAGAAGGCUGAGGGUUUACAGAAGGCUGAGGGAUUACAGAAGCCUGAGGGAUUACAGAAGCCUGAGGGAUUACAGCAGAAGGCUGAGGGAUUACAGCAGAAGGCUGAGGGAUUACAGCAGAAGGCUGAGGGAUUACAGCAGAAGGCUGAGGGAUUACAGCAGAAGCCUGAGGGAUUACAGCAGAAGCCUGAGGGAUUACAGCAGAAGGCUGAGGGAUUACAGCAGAAGGCUGAGGGAUUACAGCAGAAGCCUGAGGGAUUACAGCAGAAGCCUGAAAGAUUACAGCAGAAGGCUGAGGGAUUACAGCAGAAGGCUGAGGGAUUACAGCAGAAGCCUGAGGGAUUACAGAAGGCUGAGGGAUUACAGCAGAAGCCUGAGGGAUUACAGCAGAAGCCUGAAAGAUUACAGCAGAAGGCUGAGGGAUUACAGCAGAAGGCUGAGGGAUUACAGCAGAAGCCUGAGGGAUUACAGCAGAAGGCUGAGGGAUUAUAG
This is a messenger RNA of Procambarus clarkii (red swamp crayfish), 732 nucleotides long. The record is from RefSeq and is a predicted model, not a curated record. NCBI's taxonomy places the organism in Eukaryota, Metazoa, Arthropoda, Malacostraca, Decapoda, Cambaridae.